AGUGUCGUCAGUGGACUCAUUCAGCGCGGUCAGUCAAGCGGAAGUUGAAACGCGGUAACAGUGCGCUUUAGUGCAACGCGUCACGCACAACAAUUUCCGUUUGCAAUAAAAAUAAUUUCACUUUCCCCACGCCGUAAGAGUGCAAAGCGAACGCAAUGCAUGUGGAAUGUAACGCGCAACGCGUUCUGAGCGCGCGAAUGCCCACCGCCGCUCUAUUGCUGGCGGCAUUUAUGCUGCAGCGCUUCAGCGUGUGCGUUGCUAUAGCUGUAGAUACGGCGGAUGGUGGCAGCAGUAAGCUACAGUUUGAGCAGCCAGCUCAACCGCUGCAGGAUCACACGCAGACGUAUUAUUUGCCAAAUCGCACGGGAAUUGUGCAACUCUUCGAAUGGAAGUUCGCCGAUAUAGCGACCGAGUGUGAACAGUUUUUGGGUCCGCAUGGUUAUGCGGGUGUACAGGUUUCGCCCGUUGCGGAGCAUUUGGUUGUGCGUUCUGAGUCUCUGCAGCAACCGUGGUGGGAACGUUAUCAACCGGUCUCAUUACAAAUUGUGUCGCGCUCUGGCGGCGAAGCGGAGUUUCAACAAAUGACACAAGCUUGUAAUGCCGCCGGUGUGCGCGUCUAUGUCGAUGUAGUGCUCAAUCAUAUGGCAGGCGCUUACAAUGAGGCGACAGCUAGUGGUCAGCAGUUGCUUGAGGGUUUUGCCGGUUCGACUGCCAAUGCCAGUUCGUAUGAAUUUACUGCGUUGUCAUUUUCUAGUCGUCACUUUCAUAAACCAUGUACGUUGACGAAUUAUCUGGAUGCGCAUGUGGUGCGCAAUUGCGAGCUUAAUGGUUGGCCCGAUCUAAAUCAUUAUCGUCUGGAUGUACGCGCAAAUUUGACGGAUUUUCUGAAUCGACUAGUGGACUUAGGUGUAGCGGGUUUUCGUGUGGAUUCGGCGAAAUAUAUUUGGCCCAUUGACAUUAAGUUACUAUUCCAAGGCGUUAAAAAUCUGAAUAACGAGGCUUUUGAUUUUCCCGAAAACGCGCGACCAUUUGUUUACCAAGAUGUCGUAGAUUUGGGAGUUGACUCCGUGUCAAAAACGGAGUACUCCAGCUACGGCAUGGUCACUGACUAUUUGUAUGCCGCCGUAUUAGCCAACAUUAUCAACGGCAAAGCGCCGCUGAGCACACUAAUAAAUUGGGGCCCGGCAAUGGGCUUCCUGCCACAUCAGCAGGCGCUCGUCUUCGUUGACAGUCAUGAUGGACAGCGAGACCAUAACCUUUUGGGCGCUAAUCAGCUGAUCUCCUACAAACAACCAAGGAAAUAUAUCAUAGCAACCGCAUUCAUGUUGGCACAUCCAUAUGGUCGGGUUAAACGGAUUAUGAGCUCAUAUUACUUUGCUGCACAGCAUCCAGAACAAGGACCGCCAUUCGAAGAAGACAAGCAGACAGAGGCUGAUGCUGAGGCAGAUGCCAGUGAGGUAGCGGAAGAGAAUGUAGAACCAGCGGAAGGUGACGAAGAGGCAGUUGAGGUAGCUGAGAAUGAGGCGGAGGGAGAAAAUGAAGAAACAGAAGUGGAAAAUGAGGCAGAAGAAGUGGAUGAUAGCGUAGUAGCAGAGGGUGAUGAAACAGCUGAAAAUGCUGUUGCGAGCUCAUCACAUAUACGUUCACCGACUUUUGAUGCGGCAACUGGACGCUGUGAGUACGCCUCUGGUUGGGUUUGUGAACAUCGUUGGCCACCCAUUGUACAAAUGAUACAGUUGGUGAAUACGCUUAGCGAGUUGGAGGAUGGCGUCAUCAAUUUCCAAACGGAUGGUCCGAAUCACAUAGCCUUCUGUCGUGGCAACAAAGCAUUCUUUGUGUUUAACAGCGAUCUACAGUUGGCUUACGAUGCCGAUGUUGAGACUUGUCUACCGGGUGGUACGUAUUGUGAUGUGAUUAGUGGUGGACGUGCGGAGAAUGGUGUAUCUAGAACGGAUUGUGCAGGCAAGCGUAUUACAGUCGAUGCAGAGGGUAAAACGCAUAUAAUGCUGCCAGCUGUGUUGGGCGUUGAUGAAGAGGACGCUGCGGUCGGAAGUGAUUAUGAUGAAACGGAUGUGGAGGCGAAUGAUGCCUACGGAAUCGCAGCAGGCAUGGAUGGAGAAUUUGGUGUGCUAGCUAUAUAUGAAGGAUCGAGAAUAGAUAAAGAAGCGCAGACAGACGCCGGACAAACUUCGGUAGGUGCAGAUGAAGAUGAAACUGUAACCGAAGCAGUUGCAGAAGAUGAUAAAGAGGACGCAGCUGACGCGGAGAGUGUAACCGAAACUGUGGAUGUAACAAAAGAGGUUAUGUCGGCUGAAGAGUUGGAAGAUGAGGUGGCAGAGACAAAAAAGAACGCUAAGCUUGAGGAAGCGGCAACUGAUGCUAGCAUCGGAAAUGAGAAUGCAGAAGAUGAGACACCAGCAGAAGAUGCCACUACAGUUGAUGAAGUAGCUGAGGAACAAGUUAGUGAACAGGGAGAAGAUGAGCAGCCAACAGUUGACGGCGAAGAACCUACAGUAGAUGAUAACCAAGAAGAGAUACACGAAGCAGUUACAGAGCUAACUAAGGAAUUUGAGGUAGCCGUAGCUGAUGAGCCUGCAGCAACAGAAGCGAGUAAUAGCGAGAACACAUCAGACGAGGUAGUCGUAGAUCCUCCCACAAGUGAGGAAGCAAGUAAGGACGAUGAGACAGUGAGAGAGGAUGAAACAGCUACAACCGCAGUUAAUGCGGACCAAUUUGCUCCUAAUGUAACUGGACUGCGAGUUGGUUUAGUAAAUAUAGAGAAAGUCGUUAAAGACUUCGAGAAUACUGCGGGAGACGAUAAUGGAUCAGGAAUAGUGACAGGAGUUAAAGAGAUGACCGAUAGUGUUGUAGAGAAAACUAAAGAGGUCAUUGCCAAGGCCGGCUUCAAUAAUAUGGGCGCCCGCAGCACGCAAAGCAAUCAAUUUUGCAGUUUACUGAUACUAAUCAGUGCCAUUUUACUAAAUUUGUAGAGCACUUAAAGCAAGCGAAAUGAGAAAAGUGAAUUUUCAUUUUAUUCCAUUAAUUUAAUUUUCUUUUAUUAUAAAUUUGCUGCCAUUUGCACAAAAUAAAUGUAAAAGAAAAUAGAAAA
Molecule: messenger RNA, 3109 nt
Organism: Bactrocera oleae (olive fruit fly)
Lineage: Eukaryota; Metazoa; Arthropoda; Insecta; Diptera; Tephritidae
Product: alpha-amylase-related protein
Biological process (GO): carbohydrate metabolic process
Molecular function (GO): alpha-amylase activity; cation binding
Source: RefSeq, a predicted model, not a curated record